GGCCUGUCAACGUCCUCAUCUCGCCGCACAACGGAUCCUCCUGCACAACUGGACGUUGCAACAACACUCUGGAACUCGGUGAUAGCUAUCCAGAAACUGUUUGUGAGUGGGUACUUCACAAUCUACGCACAACUCUCGGUGCAACACUCAAGCCAUGUCUUAUCCCAUCUUUGCUUCUUCCGGCUUUGUCCAAACGCCUGGGCCCCCACUACCUUUGGUACUCGACAACCGGUCGUUUCCACUGUCUCGUCAUUCUACUCCGUACGUCUGGCUCAAACGGAACCUGGAAUCCAGACUCAUAUACCGCUGAUCACCCUAUUCUCCAUAUCUCGCCUGAUUAAACCUUGGACUCCUUGAAUACCGCUGCAAAUACUACGAUAGCGCUUCCAUACCUGAAAUCAAAUCUCAGCAGGUCCUCAUCGACACCGUACAUAACCGACACGAGCCUACCUAUACUGCCUCCCGACGACACAGCCACCGCCUCUCAAGACAAGCGCAGUCCCUUCCGUCCCAAUACUUCCCCCCACCUCAUAGAGCAAGAUGGGCCUCCGACUAAAACUACGAAAAACAUUCUCCUCCAAACCAAAGAACACCACCAGCACCGGCCACAUCCCUGAGCCCGGCGAGACAUACUAUACCGAGCGCACAGACAUCGAAUACUACAAGCCGCACGAGAUCCCCCGGUCCAAGUACAGAGGCAAAGUCGAUCCGGAACACCAAGCCAGCCUCGCAGCAUUCAGCCUCGCAGAUGCAUUCUCCUCAGCAAGACGACGGUCAUCACUAGCCCUGUCCGGCACGUUUAGCCCCGGUGGCACAAAAGCACAGAGUCGAGCGACGAGUCGUGCGCCGAGUAGAGUACAGAGCAGAGCACCAAGUCGCCGGCCUUCGCACGAUCACACCCACCACGCCGCUGUUGCUGUUUUAUCGGGCCUGCGAAUGGAAAGCCACGCGAACAGUUCGAGCUCGGGCAGUACGAGUCGAGAGAAGAGCUUGUCGGCGAGUACGGCGCUGGAUGUGGAUGUGGAUGUCGAGACGGCGAGUACGAGUAUAUCCGAACACCCAACCGCCGUGGCAUCCGCCCCUGCCGAAGCAAACACAAACACAAACACCACAAGCUCAAAGUUGACGCAACAUGAUAGCGGAAUCGGUAUUGAUGUCCCCGAGAUCGUAUUGUCGAAACAGAUCACCGCGCACGAUACGCCGUUCACGGCCGAAGAGCUCGAGCAGGCCAUGACCCGCGCAACGUUGAAACCCAGAGGUUUUAGAGAGCUGGACGACGUACAAAUGCCCGUCAUGGGGAGGAGGUCUGCUAUUGCUUCUUCGUGACGACUGGAGCGGCGGCACGUCGAUUCGAAAUUCAAAUCUACAACUUGAUCAUGACAUGGGCGAUUAUAGAUGGGAAAGUGUGUAUUACAAAGUUAUGAAGAAUGAUAGAAAAGAACAUGUCGCGGCUUUUUCAAUUUGCUGGAGGAAGAAGCAGAAGACGAUGAUGGACGAUUCACGGCACGAAGCUUGGUCCCACGUCAAUUCACAGAAUUCACCUUUAUUUUUACGAGCAGCAUUCAAAGGAGCAAGCAUCCAACCAUUUGAUCGGCGCUGGAGUUUCUUGGGGCAACUGGUCGGCACAGCAUACCAGCAUUUAACGGAGUUUUGUGGGACGGCAUUGGCCUACACGGAAAGGACAAUCAAUAUCACACACUCAGAGGACAAGGAUGAACACUGCAUUGUUAACGGUCAAAUUGUGGGAGGGGACUUCCUGACUAUGAUGAUUUGGCAUGGCAUUAUAGACUCCUCAUCCCUGUGAUCGAAAGGCAAGGGUCGGGCGGGUACAGCUGGAGGUAGAAGUAUUUCUCUCUAUCUGAUGUGAGAUGAAGAGAUACAUCUAUACCUUCUCCAAAUUCAUGAGAAUAUUGAUGACAACUCAUCAACAAUCCCUUUAUAGGUCGCAAUUGGCCAUUCCUCCGUCAUACUGUCGCCCACGACCGCCUUGUCAUAACCGGUGCAGGUCUUUCGUCGCUGCAUUUGCUCCGUACUGAAACAGUAGAGAGUCCGCGCUGUCGUACGGCUCUUCGGGCUUCGGGCUCUGAUGAUGGUGUCGAUUCGGAGGUGUUCCUGGACGUGAUCACUCAAGUUGUUCAUGAUUUGAUCACCCUUAUCCAUCCGUGUGGUAGACUGGAUCUGACCCAAGACGAGAAGAUGUUAUGAGUGGCUUCAUGUUGUUGACUAUUGCAACGGAAUACACGGCAGUGGCGGAACGUCGGGAUGACGAAGUAGUAUCGCUACCAUCCGCCUGAAAGCAUCAGCGUCAUCCUGAUCUGGGGCUGCAUCCUCCUCGUUCGUCAAACGAGGGUCUCAGCAAUAGAAGGAUAUCGCUGAGACAAGCAUACAACAUCCGAUGCUGUGGAUGAGUGAGUAUACCUUCGCCAGUGCAGAAAACUG
Messenger RNA from Exophiala xenobiotica, 2439 nucleotides. RefSeq lists its product as uncharacterized. The transcript has 2 exons. NCBI's taxonomy places the organism in Eukaryota, Fungi, Ascomycota, Eurotiomycetes, Chaetothyriales, Herpotrichiellaceae. The record is from RefSeq and is a predicted model, not a curated record. Bases 541 to 1326 code for a protein of 261 amino acids.